UUGGUUUUGGUUAUCCAUUUAAGAACUAAAAUUCUACUGCGCGGUAAUGAAUCAAGAAUGAUUCUGGUCUUUGUUAAAUCGGAGUAAUAUUUAAUAUUUUUAUAGUUAACUUGAACGUGAAAUAUACAUACACGGGUAAUUAUGUAUAUACUAUUAUUUUUAAUUAAUUUCGUGGUUUGUAAAACCUGUCCAAUGGAAUAUAGUGACCGCUGUGAAAAUUGUACGCAGUCGUUUUGUGUUGAGUGCAAAGCAGGAUAUUUUAACAUUUCUUCGAAAUGUGCUUUUACUUGUAUUACACCAACGUGUACGUGUACCAACCAUUAUGAUUGUAUGUCUUGUAAAGACGGAUAUUACGGUAUUGGAAAUAACUGUGAUCGGAAAUGCUCAUCUGGUUGCAAUGGCCAACCAUGUGACAACAAUGGAACGUGUUUAUGUAAGCCUUAUUUUACUGGAAAUGCAUGUGACUCGUGUGUAGACGGUAUGUAUGGAGCAAAUUGCUCAAUGCAAUGCAGCCGAGGUUGUGAGGGGAGAAAUUGCAGUCGAACCGAUGGAAUAUGCACCUGUAGCGAAUAUUAUAGUGGUGAAAAGUGUGAAAACUGUAUUGCAGGUCAGUAUGGGAAUGACUGUUCAAAACCAUGUAGUCUUGGAUGCUUAGACAGCACUUGCUCAAUGACUGAUGGAAAGUGUGAUUGUAAAGACUUUUACAAAGGAGCAAAAUGUGACGUUUGUGUAAAUGGGCCUUACGGGGACGGUUGUUUAAAUUCAUCAGCAAGUAAUGAACAGACAGAGGCAGAUAAACCAAUCAUUGGUGCGCUUGUCGGUGGGGUAAUUGGUGCUGUUCUUGUAGUUGUAACCGUUGUCGUUGCUGUCAUCUUUCUCAAACGAAGAAAAGAGUUAUGCUGGAAAAUGCCACUAGGCGCAGAACAACACCGCAAACAAAUACAUACACCUCAGCCAGUUGUCUACGCUACAGUGCAGAAAAAAAGACACUCGUCUGUUCCCGCUCAGCAAAUGGAGUCCAGUCGUGGCAAUCAGGCACACCAACCUCACACUUCACUGACCGAGCGCCUUGCUGAAACUGGAAACAAAUUAUACGAAGACAUAUCAAAUGGACCUGAUGAUUCAGGCCUUGUUCAAGAGAACGUCAAACAAGAGGCAGGGCACGGAGUAAACAUGCAAACACAACACGUUGAACUGGUGAUGACAGACGAAACUACUGAAGAUGAUGGCCUUGAAAUUGAUGAAGACGACCAAAUAGCUCGAGCAACAGCAAUCACAUUUGAAGAGAAAGGCGGUAUAUAUUACAACAACGCUGAUAAAAUCAAUAAACAAAAGGUCGCUGUUAACAACUUAACGAAAUACGUGAUCGAGAAGACUGACAUAGAUAUUGAAGAAGAAUUCGAGAAAUUUCCUUACGGCUUGACAAAAUCCUACGACGACUCCCAAAAGCAAGGAAAUAUACGACGGAACAGAUAUAAAGGAAUAUAUCCAUACAACGAUACCAGGGUCAAGCUCCGUGACUGUGAGACGGAUUACAUAAAUGCUAGUUUCAUAGACGGUUAUAAAAAACGACAUGCGUACAUUGCAGCACUAGGUCCAAUGUCAAAGCAGCUUGAUGAUUUCAGUCCAUUUUGGCAGAUGAUCUGGCAAGAGAAAGUUGAGACAAUUGUCAUGUUGACCAACCUUGUUGAGGACGGAAAAGACAAGUGCGAGCAAUAUUGGCCAGACCUUGGAACAAGUAAAGUCUACGGCAAAGUCCAUGUUUCAUCCCAGAGCGAGGAUGAAUAUGCCGAGUUUACGAGGAGGGAAUACACAAUUUUAAAGGGAAGUGAAAUAAGACAGCUUCACCAUCUUCACUUUACCUGCUGGCCAGACAAAGGUGUGCCGGAUGAUGUCAUAGGAACCAUUGAGUUCAGACAGAGAGUGCUGAACCUACCUGGCCAAUUUGAUGGUCCUGUUCUUGUUCACUGCAGUGCUGGUGUUGGAAGAACAGGAACAUACAUUGCUCUAGAUAUUUUGACAAAGGAGGGAGAGGGUGAGGGGUCAAUACAUAUCCCUGGCUGUGUGAUUAACAUGAGGCACGAUAGGGCCAACAUGAUACAAACCAUGAGCCAGUAUGAGUUCUUAUAUAGAGCACUUGUCAACUCGCUGAGUGAUAUCAGCAAACCAAUAAGAGGAACACGUUUUCGCCAGUACAUCAAUCAGAUGGGGAAGAAAGGAUUCAAUCGACAGUUUCAGGAGAUGCAAACAGUUUUAGAAAAGCCGUCAGGUUAUGGAAAGCAGGCCAUGGAGAGGAAUAACAGAAUAAAAGGAGAUCGCAACAGACCUUGCAGGUUCUUUGAUAGCCCACCUGGAGCUCCUGAAUGUAUAAAUGCAGUCUAUAUCGAGAGCUUGAAAGCAAGGACUCGCUUUUUGGUUGUUCAAAGUCCCAUGAAAGAAAAUGUGAUCGACUUUCUGACACUGCUGUCCCAGGAAAAGUGUACUUGUGUCGUAAGCUUUGAACCUUACACAGACAAACAAAAGAAACAAAAUGUCGGAUUGUAUUUUCCUUCUGGAGACCACAAUUUGAAACAGGGCAUGUUUCAAGUCAGGUGUACAAAACAAGAAAACCACGGCUAUUGCACAAAAAGACUCCUAACGAUCAAACACAAUGAACACGAUGAGCAAAGUUCUGAAAGGGAAGUCACUCACUUUGAAUUCAAUGCAUGGGAUUAUACCAGUGACGUCCCGAAGUCGAGUAAGGAUUUCCUUGAUCUCAUCAAAAGCGUUGAUGCCAACUUAAGAGAAACUUCUAACCGGGGUCCGCUUCUUGUUCACUGUUUGGACGGGACUGGAAAAAGCGCCUUGUUCUGUGUUGUUUCAAUUUUGGUUGAAAAGAUGAAAAUAGAUCACGAAGUCAGCGUUGUUAAUACCAUAAGGAAAGUCAGGUCCAGGCGUACAUCAGCAAUCCCAAAUAUGGCACAGUUUGAAUUCUGUCACGAAUGCGUGUUGUCCUACAUAAAGUCAUUUGAUUACAGUCAAUAUUCAAAUUUCACUGGUAGUGUUACGAGUGUAUCUACUGCUUAGACUGAUUGCUGGCCAUGCUAGAUCAACCACAGCUAAACAGAUAAUGUAAUCUUAUGAAUACCAAAAUAGGAUAUUUUCAUCUUUCAGUGUUCGUAGGAACAAAAUUCAUUUAUACAAAAACGUAGUGUGCUUUAACUUAGUUACAAAUUGAAUCGAAUUGUCAUCGUUUGACAUCACAUGUUUUAUAAUGCAUUCGAGAUUUAUGCAACAGUGUAUUAAAUGCAAGCUGUAAUUUAACUGGAUUUUCAACCUCACGCUGUAUUUCGAUAGGAUUUGAUUCUGCCAAACGGGGUGCCAGUGUGAGCUAACACUUGCUUGUUUAAGGACAAUUCUGCCUAUGAAGGAUGUUUACAGUGAAUAUUUAUCCCUUGAAGAAAAACAUUUGAUUGACUUGUAUGUUUUGUGUUGGAUUCUGUAAUAUUUCAUUCGAUUAUAGUUUUGUAUUUGUUGAAAAAUUGUAUAAUAGUAUAGAUUUGUUAAACAUGAAGUAUUCUAAAGUAGGUACAAGAGUCGAUGUCUUGUGUGGAGAAUUAGUAAUUUUUAUUUAUUGACAAUAAAAAAAAAAAAAAAAAAAAUGUAUCAUACUCGCAUUUCCUUUGUUGGUAAUGAUUUAUGGUUUUAUCGCAUUUUUUUCUUGCAUGCUUUAUGAACGUAUAAGGGCACGCGAGCAAAUCCCAUGAUCGUAGCACGGGCUUAAUGAAGUUUAAUAGUUUAUUAUUGUAUGUAAUAAACAAAUGUUAUAGAAAUAAUUUCGACAAACAAUAUUAUUAUACAAUAUCGUUAUUUGUGUUGGGCCACAAGCUAUAUCAACAUUUGAACAGGGUUGACAGAGGCUUAUGUCUUUGAUUAUUUAACUGUUAUGAGGUAAAAGAAAAGGUUGGAAUCAAAUGGUUUUUCACUUCGUGAGCACACGAUGUGUCGGUAUUAAAAUUGAUAUGAUAGCGUACACGUUAUUUAGACGAGUGCUCCUAAUGCGUGUGAGCACCACAAUAACCAAACAAAUGAGGAUAUCUAGUCAACAUAA
Molecule: messenger RNA, 4090 nt
Organism: Mya arenaria
Lineage: Eukaryota; Metazoa; Mollusca; Bivalvia; Myida; Myidae
Product: receptor-type tyrosine-protein phosphatase alpha-like
Exons: 21
Coding region: 142-3066 (974 amino acids)
Biological process (GO): protein dephosphorylation
Molecular function (GO): protein tyrosine phosphatase activity
Source: RefSeq, a predicted model, not a curated record